GGAAACAUAUGACGACAACAGGUUACCUGUUUGAAAGAUGUAUUAAUUUCUGAUUAAGUAGAAAGUACCUAUUUAGUGUUCAAGAUAGUCAUGUUGAAUUUCAAUGCCUUCGAUGUGCUUUAUUUUAGAUUUUCUAUAAAUUUUUGGGACGUAAUUUUUUCUGUGGUCACACCCACCGUUUGAUUGGACUCGCCUGGAAUGAACCACGUGACAUCACGCCGUGGAUCCAAUAUGGCGGUGGCAGUGCCUGGGGUGACAGUGUACGGCUCCGAUCCCAACCUCCAGGGCCACCAGGACGAAGAAAUCAUGGACGAGGUUCAGAAUGUACGGAAGGUCAUUAACCUAACCCGGCAGAACCUGGAGGCUCUCAACGCUCGCUUCGCAGACCUCCAGAAACCACCGUCGAUCUACAUAGAGGAAUAUGAGGAACUGACCAGUAAGUUGGAUGAGCUUCAGGCACGCGAGCAAGAACUCUUGGACCGUAUGAGUAAUGGUCGCGACUCCCCCCCUCACGAGGAGCCCCCUGAGCCACCCCCUCUCCCCCCGCCUCCCCAGACCCCCUCCAGAACCAGCCCCCAGUCCCCCAAGCUGCUGCAGGCAACUGUGUUUGCCCACCUGCCAAAUCACCAAAGAACAAGGGUACAGUGCAAGUCUGGGAUAACGUUACGAGAGGCUCUGUCCAAAGCCAUGAGAAUGCGGGGCCUGAGCGCAGAAACCUGCAGAGUCUUCAGAAUCAGUCCAAGGGUGAUGGUUGAAUGGGACACAGACAUGUCUUGGCUAGAAGGAGAAGAGAUCUCGGUAGAAAUCCAAGAAGACCUCCCCAUCACAUCCAGUAUAUCCCACAACUUUGUCCGUAAGACGUUUUUCACGCUGGCGUUCUGCGACAGCUGUAAGAAGCUGCUGUUCCACGGGUUCCGCUGCCAGACGUGCGGUUACAAGUUCCACCAGCGCUGCACCUCCGACGUGCCCGUCAUGUGUGAACAAGUGGGAGGGGAUCACCUUUACAAACAAGGCAUUCUCAUCAUGUUUGCCUCUACCACCUGUGUUUUUUUCUUACCAUUUUCUUGUUCCACCACUGCACAUUUCUGCAUGACUCACUCUUGCCUGCUGCUGUCUUAUUGGCUGUGUCUCUGCCUGCUUUUCUCAGACUCCCCCACUCAGGCGGCUGCACAGCAUGUGCCCCCCUUUGCCUCUAAGUCCAAUAGGCGGCAUGCAUCUGUCUCCAGUACUCCUACUCACACCGCCAUGGAAGUCAGCGUCUUUGACUAUAGCCCAGCCGCCAUUAAUAAAGGUCAAAGCAUGCCGAACCAGACCCUAUCGGUGACGCCGCCGGCGUAUCUGUCCUCCUCCAUUCCCAACUCCCAGUCCAGCCCCAUGAAGAUAAACAACCUCCAGUCCUCGCCGACCGCCAACUCCAAGAACGUCCGAGUCCGAUCCAAGUCAGCCUCGGACGACGGGUCAGUGAUGAAGAAAAAGGAGAAGGCGCACAGGAGAGACUCAAACGAUGACUGGGAAAUCCCUGAGGAACAGAUCUUGUUUGGCCCCAGGAUUGGGUCUGGGUCCUUUGGAACUGUGUUUAAAGGACAGUGGCAUGGACCCGUUGCAGUGAAAAAGUUGAAUGUAAAAGAUCCCAGUCCGGCUCAGCUUCAGGCUUUCAGAAAUGAAGUUGCUGUGCUAAGGAAAACACGACAUGUGAACAUCCUGCUGUUCAUGGGGUGUGUGUCCAAGAACCAGCUGGCCAUCGUGACACAGUGGUGCGAGGGCUCCAGUCUGUACAGACAUCUCCACGUGCUGGAGUCCAAGUUUGAGAUGCUCAACCUGAUCGAGAUCGCCAGGCAGACGGCACAGGGAAUGGACUACCUACAUGCCAAGCACAUCAUCCAUCGAGACAUGAAGUCCAACAACAUCUUCCUAACGGAGGACAUGACGGUCAAGAUCGGAGACUUCGGUCUGGCCACGGUCAAGUCUCGGUGGAGCGGAUCCCACAACUUUGAGCAGCCGACUGGAUCCAUUCUGUGGAUGGCACCAGAAGUGAUCCGAAUGCAGGACCCAAACCCUUACAGUUUCCAGUCAGACGUGUAUGGAUUCGGAGUGGUUUUAUUUGAACUGGUGACUGGGCAGCUGCCAUAUGCACACAUCAAACACAGGGAUCAGAUAAUUUUCAUGGUGGGACGUGGCUACUUGAAACCGGACCCAAAUAAAUGUCGCAGUGACACACCGAAGGCCUUCAAGCGCCUGAUGGGUGAAUGUAUCAAACUCAACAGAGACGAGAGACCACUUUUCCCUCAGAUUCUAGCCUCCCUGGACUCGCUGGUCAGAUCGCUGCCCAAGAUCACGAGAAGCGCCUCGGAGCCGUCCCUGAACCGGGCGGGCUUCAACUCAGACGACUUCAUCUACAGCUGUGCUUCGCCCAAGACGCCCAUCCAGGGCCAGUUCGCAGCCUUUCACUUCUUCUCUGCUGCCAGCCACAGAUGAUGGGAACUGUUGUCUGUUGGGUUACCUGGGGACAUCUUCUUUAUGUCUUUACAUACAGUCUGGGUCUGGGAAGGACAGCAGAGUCGGCAGAACGUACUGCACCUGCGUGAAACCUGAAUUUUCAUGGUUUUCAUUGUAUGAAUUUUGCCUGUUGCAGACAAUAUCUUUUCCGGCACGACAUUUGAAAACAAUAGAUGGAAUGUCAUCCUUAAAAAUGUGAAUACAACCUUAAACGAGACAUUCUGCUGAAGUGCUAAGCACAAUACAUUACAGGUUUCAUGCAGGUGCAGAACGUUCUGUCCACAUGCUGGGAAGGACCAAGCUGUGCUCUCUCAUAUCUUUGCUUUCUCCGAAAAGAGGACAUUUGAAUUUUUAAAAAAUCAUAAGCAUCAAGACAUUACAUUUUUUUCUGUAAAGUUGUAUGAGUGUCGUGUAAUAACACUUCUAGCUGUCAUCUUGCUAUCUUUUAAAGACAAGGCAUCCUUAAAGGUUUGUUGCCCAGUAGAUUUGUUGAUGUCAUAAAUGUUUGGAAGUGAAGGAAAGAAAUUUCACAUUGCAGCCUUGAUUCUUGAUCAGAGCCAAUCUGACCUAUAUAUAUUGCCUAUCCCAGGUUUUUGUAUAGCUGGUAGGAAAUCCUGGUUCAGGAUUAACUAAAAAUGUCUAAAAGCAAAGCAUCGACUUGUGCAAGCUGUAGACUGUAGUUGUACUAGAAAAAAGAUACAUUUCCUAAAACCUUUUCACAAGCUCUGAGUACCCUUUGGCAGAAUCAGAACGUCAAAAUGCAGAAAAUAGCAUUUGAAAAGGUCAGACUCAAAAAUUAAAACUGAUUAGAACUACAUCAUUAGAAGCUACAUUAUUAUACUGUGGUCCAUUCAUUCAAACAGACAUAAAUAUUUCAGAUUCUGAAGCAGUGAGUUUAGUCGUAUGUCGCAAUAGAGCUACAAAUGUGACAGAAUCAAGUUUAAUUUUCUACAGCUUCUGGUUGUGAUUUAAACUGAACCUGUAGUUAAAUCCUUACCAAGGGAUUUAAAUGUACAUAAACAGCCAGACCUUAGCUACCUGGAUCAAAUCAUGUACAUGUUCAGCACAGUGCUACCUUUCAGUGCUCUCCAACUGCGAAAACCCUGGCGUUUCUUUCGAUUGUCUACAACCAUACACUUGAAUUCAACUGAAUUAGCUGUUUAACUAGUGACGAUAUUGCCUAGUCAGUGGAAGACUUGAAACCAUGGGUUGUAAAUAGCUACAAAUCUAGCCCAGGCCUUCUAACCAGGUAGUGAAGUUCUAUGACACUCUGAAAACAGUUGGACAGGUUGGUUGUAAAGUUAUCUUAAAAGUUCAUCUGUACAUGUGUUGGUAGAAGUCAUUAUGGAGCAAGUUUGAAUUGUAAUUUCCAACACAAGAAACUGGACUUGUCCAAAUUUUCGACUGUGCAAAAAUUUGGGUAAAGUUCAAUUUCUUGUGUCGGAAAUGGCAGUUUAAACUUGCUUCAUGGUAUGGUUGUUAAGAUAUGCAGUUAUUGUGGGGUCGAAUUUUACAGUCCAGAAGAAUGGUACAGGAGUACGGUGUCACCUGUAUAAUGACUUUGAACAGUCAUCGCAUGCGGUGCAUACAUGAGGUGCAUACGAAAUACUGUAUGUAUCUGUAACUGCCGAGAAAGGCUAUGUUAGGAGCUGUGUCAUGUCAGAUUAGCAAAAUUGAGUAGAGUGGCUUGUGAGCUUCCAGUUCUACUGUGGGCACAAGUACUGGUAAAGCUAAAUUAAGGUUUUAGGCUACACCAAUUUAAUUUGUUGUUUGUCGGAUUUUUUAAAAAAUAUGAAGCGACAGGGCGAAAAAAAAAA
Molecule: messenger RNA, 4313 nt
Organism: Branchiostoma belcheri (Belcher's lancelet)
Lineage: Eukaryota; Metazoa; Chordata; Leptocardii; Amphioxiformes; Branchiostomatidae
Product: serine/threonine-protein kinase B-raf-like
Exons: 16
Coding region: 199-2475 (758 amino acids)
Biological process (GO): protein phosphorylation; signal transduction
Cellular component (GO): cytosol; mitochondrion
Molecular function (GO): protein kinase activity; ATP binding
Source: RefSeq, a predicted model, not a curated record